This is a messenger RNA of Diplodia corticola, 2274 nucleotides long. RefSeq names its product c2 domain containing protein. The transcript is spliced from 2 exons. The record is from RefSeq and is a predicted model, not a curated record. Bases 1 to 2274 code for a protein of 757 amino acids. Lineage: Eukaryota; Fungi; Ascomycota; Dothideomycetes; Botryosphaeriales; Botryosphaeriaceae.
AUGGCCGCCAUGCUUGCUCAGAUGGGUCUCACCAGCACCCCCCACACCAACGGCAUCUACUCCGACAUGACCGUUGACGGCCCGGAGAUCGGCACCCUCGUUGCCGUCGUCGACCGCGCCAAGAACCUGCCCAACCGCAAGACCAUGGGCAAGCAGGACCCCUACUGCGCUGCCCGUCUCGGCAAGGAAGCGAAGAAGACGGAGACCGACAGGCGCGGCGGCCAGACGCCCAGAUGGGACCAGGAACUGCGCUUCACCGUGCGUGACUCGCCCGACUACUACCAGAUGAAGGUCUCCGUCUUCAACGACGACAAGAAGACGGAGCUGAUUGGCGAGACCUUCAUCCGCCUCGACGAGGUCAUCAUGCCCGGCGGCGGCCAGAGCGACACCUGGCACGGCCUGCUCUGCAAGGGCAAGUACGCCGGUGAAGUCAGACUCGAGCUCACCUAUUACGACACCCGCGACGUGCGCGUACCCAUGGAGCGUCCCCCCUCGGAGAAGAGACGAGAGCACGUGCCAGUCAAGCGCAGGCCACUCCCCACCGGUCCGGCACCCAUGUCCGAAUCGCCCAUAGUCGCUGCUGAGAUCCCACCGCCUUCGAAAACCACCCGCGCAUUCCACACCCCUCCCUACCAGCAGCAGACUUUGCGCCCCAGCCGAUCCACCGACAGUGCACACGUGCAGUCGGGCUUGCCCUUCUCGCCCGACGACUACGACGUCUUCCACCAGCCUAUGCAGCCCGACGACCUGUACGAACAGCAAUAUCCAGUCCAGCCUAUUGCUCCACCGCAGCAGACAUCCACCCAUGCACGCCAUCUGUCAAUGGUCCCGGCGCGGGGUCCACACCCGCUUGGACACGACUCGCGGGCUAGACCACUGAGCUGCAUGGAUGUGCCCCACUCCCACUCCGCUCCUGCUGUUCCCACUACCCACGCUUCUCCUGAAGCACUGCUCGACAGGCGGACCCAAUAUCCUCCUGAAAUCCCGCCCUUGAACGAUUAUCACCCGGAUUCGAGCAAUACCGAGCUUUUUCUCGAGCAAGAUCAGCAGAGCUACCCGGGAUAUGGAGCUGCUUAUCGCACCUCACGGAGCGCCAUGCAGCCCACCGUCGAGGACGAGGACGACGCAGCUCCGCCGCCCCCGCCUAUGCACAGGAGCAGUGCUCCAGCCAGCGUGCCUCAGGUCCCAGAGUACUCAGGCAUGACCCCGCCGCCGCUCAACGUUGGAGAGCGCCGGCACACUCAUUCCUACGCUCCUGGCUCUCCAGCUCUCCCUUCGUAUCCCAUCGAGGCCUCCGCCCACCCACCCAGCCGGGAUGAUCCCUUUGCCAUUCCCUCAGCGCUUAUGCCAGGUUCGGCUUCAGCAGACCCGCGCAUGUCUAUGCACCAGCACAGGAUGAGCGUCAGCGCCUACCCUCCUUCAGCCAGUGGGUAUGGAUCCCAACCGGCGUACCCUCCCACCACCUAUGGGACGCCCCCGAGGCAGCAGUUCCAACUGGAGUACCACACUUCACCUCGUGGAUCGCCUACAUCCCACCCCCAUUCCUACCACGGUACUCCACAGGACAGCGUUGCUCUCGUGAAGCCUCUUGCCGUGAGCCCUGUGUCAUCACAUUAUGACAUGCGCCAGUCGCGCAUGUCGAACCGCAGCACGCCUGCUGGCCGCAAGUCCGUGUCGCCUCGCCCACCGACGUCCGACAGUUCCAGGACGCCCUUUGGCCCUGACAGUUUCGAUUCGUACAACCCUCGUGCGAGUCCACGGCACCCUACCCAGUCCCGCGACAUGGACAUCAACGGUCGUGACGAGCACGGCAACAUCGUGACUCCUGAUGGUCGCAAGAUUGAUCCGUCAGAUCACCUCCCGAUCGAUUCGUGGGCUCCUGAACCAGAGCCGAAGGGCAAGGAUCGCGACAGGAAGCCGACCCGCGACCGCGAGCGCCUCAACGGUGCCCGUGAGAUUGGCAGUCGCUACUCGGAUCGCUCCAUCAGGGACGCUGUUGCAGGCUCCUUUGGCGGUGGCAUGGAAAACUCACCGCCUCCCACCGGUACUCGCCGGCUUCAGAAGCGCAACAUGCAGCCUCUGCGUGAGCGUGAAAACUUUGGCGGCUACGGCAGUUCCCCCGGCGCGUACGGACCGCCAAUUCCGGCCAAGGUCCCCAUGUACGACGGCAUGGGCGGCGGCGAGGAUAUGAACGCCUUGAGCGAAGAGCUGAAGGGCAUCGACAUCGGUGCUGCACCCCCGAGCUCGAGAGGCAAAUGGCGGAGGCGUGGCUGA